Candidozyma haemuli is the source of this 789-nucleotide messenger RNA. Its product is annotated as phosphatidylinositol-binding protein. The coding region runs from base 1 to 789 and encodes 262 amino acids. The record is from RefSeq and is a predicted model, not a curated record. Gene Ontology annotation, cellular component: endoplasmic reticulum membrane; plasma membrane. Lineage: Eukaryota; Fungi; Ascomycota; Pichiomycetes; Serinales; Metschnikowiaceae. Gene Ontology annotation, molecular function: FFAT motif binding. Gene Ontology annotation, biological process: endoplasmic reticulum membrane organization. The transcript has 2 exons.
AUGCCUGCUGCUCAAUCGUGUAACUUUCUCGAGCCCUCAACAGAGUUCUUGCACUUGACCAACUCUUCCUCGCAGCCAUUGGCCUUCAAGGUCAAGACCACUGCUCCAAAGUUGUACUGUGUUAGACCAAACGCCAGCAUCAUUGGCCCAAACGAGUCCAUCAAGAUCUCUCUCAUCUUGCAGGGUUUCACUCAACCUUUGCCAAAAGACUACAAAUGUAAGGACAAGUUCUUGAUUGUCUCCUUGCCAUGCCCUGAGUUGUCUGACCCAUCUAAGGUCAGCGAACAGUGGAGCGCCUUGGAGAGCAAGUAUCGCGACCAGUUGCUACAAAAGAAGUUGAGAGUCAACUUCGUCAUUGACGAUGAUGAGACCAACGAGUCCCAGGCUAACGACACCACUUUUGCCAACGCUACUUCCUCUGCUGGCUUUGGUGCUGCCGGUGCUGGUGCUGGUGCUGCCGCCAGCUCUGGUAUCUCCCAGAACGCCAAUGACACCGCCAAUAGAACUUAUGACUCCUCUGCCGUCAACGCUGGUGCUGACACUACAAAGGAGGCUUUCCCAUCUGUCGGUGGUGCUGGCGCUGAUGACGUCCAGCAGAAGGAAUUGGAAGCCUCUAACCAGAAGAUCAACAACUUGUCUGAGAAAUUGGACUCCAACGAGAAGGCUCCUUCCGCUGCUGCUGGAUCUCAGACCGGUGUUGCCACUGAGGAUGCUGUCAGCGGUGUUUCUCUCCCAUUUGCCGGUAUUUUGAUUCUUAUCGCCGUGUUGUUGGGCUGGUACGUCUUAUAA